This is a messenger RNA of Tupaia belangeri chinensis (Chinese tree shrew), 1350 nucleotides long. RefSeq names its product CEA cell adhesion molecule 16, tectorial membrane component (gene CEACAM16). Lineage: Eukaryota; Metazoa; Chordata; Mammalia; Scandentia; Tupaiidae. The coding region runs from base 1 to 1350 and encodes 449 amino acids. The record is from RefSeq and is a predicted model, not a curated record. The transcript has 6 exons.
AUGGUGCUGACCCGGUGUAGCUGGCUCUUCCUCAGUGCCACGUUCCUGAAUGCCAGGGCCGAGAUCUCCGUCACCCCAGAGCCUGCCCAGCCGGCCGAGGGGGACAACGUCACGCUGGUCGUCCGCGGGCUCUCGGGGGAACUGCUGGCCUACAGCUGGUACGCGGGGCCUACGCUCAGCCUGACUCACCUGGUGGCCAGCUACAUCGUGAGCACAGGCGACGAGACCCCCGGCCCAGCGCACACGGGGCGGGAGGCCGUGCGCCCCGACGGCAGCCUGGACAUCCAGGGCGUCCUGCCCAGGCACUCGGGCACCUACAUCCUGCAGACACUCAACAGGCAGUUUCAGACCGAGGUGGGCUACGGACACUUGCAGGUCUAUGAGAUCCUGGCCCCGCCCGUGGUCAUGACCAACAGCACAGAGUUGGUGGAGCGCCGAGACACCCUGCGGUUGGUGUGCAGCAGCCCCAGCCCGGCCGAGGUCCGCUGGUUCUUCAACGGCGAGGCCCUGCCCAUUGCCAUCCGCCUCGGCCUGUCCCCGGAUGGCCGGGUGCUGACCCGGCACGGCAUCCGCAGGGAAGAGGCCGGAGCCUACCAGUGUGAGGUGUGGAACCCAGUCAGCGUCAGCCGCAGCCAGCCCCUCAACCUGACGGUGUACUUUGGCCCAGAGCGCGUGGCCAUCCUCCAGGACUCCACUGCCCGCACAGGCUGCACCAUCAAAGUCGACUUCAAUACGUCCCUCACCCUGUGGUGCGUGUCCCGGUCCUGUCCGGAGCCCGAGUACGUGUGGGCCUUCAACGGGCGGGCCCUUCAGAAUGGCCAAGACCACCUGAACAUCAGCAGCAUGACGGCGGCCCAGGAGGGCACGUACACGUGUAUCGCCAAGAACCCCAAGACCCUGCUGUCUGGUUCUGCCUCUGUGGUGGUCAAGCUCACUGCGGCGGCAGUCGCUAUGACCAUCGUGCCGGUGCCCAGCAAGCCCACGGAGGGCCAGGACGUGACGCUGACCGUACAGGGCUACCCCAAGGACCUGCUGGUCUACGCCUGGUACCGCGGGCCCGCCUCCGAGCCCAGCCGGCUGCUCAGCCAGCUGCCGUCCGGGAACUGGAUCGCAGGCCCGGCGCACACGGGCCGCGAGGUGGGCUUCGCCAACUGCUCGCUGCUGGUGCAGAAGCUGAACCUCACGGACGCCGGCCGCUACACGCUCAAGACCGUCACCCUGCAGGGCAAGACCGACACGCUGGAGGUGGAGCUGCAGGUGGCCCACGAGGUAUACACAGGCCCCUCCACUCGGCGGGGAGCUGCUAAAAGUGACCACCGCGCGCUCUCACUAAGCGCUACUCCAGACUGA